Molecule: messenger RNA, 2434 nt
Organism: Coregonus clupeaformis (lake whitefish)
Lineage: Eukaryota; Metazoa; Chordata; Actinopteri; Salmoniformes; Salmonidae
Product: protein yippee-like 1
Exons: 5
Coding region: 333-683 (116 amino acids)
Source: RefSeq, a predicted model, not a curated record
UCAAGCCGUGCGCUCAGUAUCGGAUAGACAUCCUCCGUUACUUCUUGAGCAUUGAAGUCAACGCGUAGACGCAAACCUUAACCCUCUAAACGGAAUGAGAAGGAUUUGCCACAUAAAGUUGUGAUCGGCAAAGGACUAGAGGCGACGAUUGAAUUUUCUCUAUCCAAAGGUGUGUGCCUCCCGCCCCACGCCCCACCACGGCCCUCACCUGUGUGUUGCGGUGCUUCCCCUGCGAGCCGUCCUGGGCCGGAAGCCCUUUCUUGCACCGCCCCCCCACCCCGCCCAGCAACAGUAACGCCGUUGCCCCUGCAACCUCCCAGGCAACUGUCAUCAUGACGCGCUCCAAGACCUUCCAGGCCUACCUGCCCAACUGCCACCGCACCUACAGCUGCAUCCACUGUCGAGCACACCUGGCCAACCAUGACGAGCUCAUCUCCAAGUCUUUCCAAGGAAGUCAAGGCCGAGCGUACCUGUUCAACUCAGUGGUGAACGUGGGGUGUGGACCAGCAGAAGAGAGGGUAUUGUUGACAGGGCUUCAUGCAGUGGCUGACAUCUACUGUGAAAACUGUAAAACCACACUGGGCUGGAAAUACGAGCAUGCCUUUGAGAGCAGUCAGAAGUAUAAGGAGGGGAAGUUCAUUAUCGAGCUGGCCCACAUGAUCAAGGACAAUGGCUGGGACUGAGUGGGCAGACCUAGAGUGUUGGAGAGGCGUGGCUUAGCAGUAGGGCAUGGCUCAGUGUUGGACUCACCAAUAAGGUUUACUGCUAGCUCAUCCACAUGACCCUAUCCACCUGACACGCAGUUCAUGUACCCCCACAAUACAUAGGUGUAAGGGCGUGUGUGUGCUUGUGUGUUUACAAGAAUGAUAAAUAAUUUCCAGUCUACAGAAUAUACAGAUAUACACACGCACACACACACGCACACACAUGCACACAGUGGCACAGAGACAUGUUUGUAUUCAUACUGCAUGCUGAUGCUUGUCCCAGGCCUCAGGGUGGACAGGAGCCCACAGGUUAAGGGAUAUAGGUCAUAGGUAAUGGUCUAUCUGGGGGAUGAAUGAGAUGGACAAUGAACAUGGUGCUGGACAGACAAGGAUGGACCCCCAAGAUCCACCAACCCUACAAUGAGGGGAAAUUACAUUUUUUUACCUACAAUCACCCACACUACCCUAUGUGGAUCCUUCCACCUUCACACACACGGAAGACACAAACCAAUCAACCAACCAGAAUCACCAGACUUCUUGGAGCCUGAAAUCAUCCAAAACUUUGAGGGAUUGAUACUGAUUGUCAGAAAUCUAAAACUGCUUGACUGUUCUUAGUUUUUUUAUUUAUUCGAGCAUGAGUUUAAGGUAUUGUUUUAUUUAUGAAUUUAUUUGGUCUUGUUUGGGGACAAUCUCCCCUCCUACUCCCUUUGUUCAAAGGUAGCAGCUUUGGUAGUUCCUCUCUCACCCCUCAAUUCCAAUCAAUGGUAGCAAUCUUAAAAAUGAGGUGUCACUCAAGUUGUCAUCCUUUUGCCUUUCUGGGUGUGCUAUUACCACCUCUGUAAAUGUUUCAGUAAUGGUGGAAUGUACGAUGAACAGUGGCGGAGUGCAAGAGGUCUUCAUGUCAACUGGGUAAAGAGACAGAAAAAAAAAGUUAGGUAGCACCCUUAGCUUUUUUCAGUUUCAAAGUAAUGCUCAAGGCUGACAUUAUAACGGUGAUGCAAACUGAUGAUGAAAUGAGGCAAGUGGAGUGCCUCGUGCCUAGACGCUGAUCUAAAGUUAGUGUUGUGUUUCCCCGCAAGUGGUUAAGGUGAGGAUAUGGAGAGGGUAAGCUGAUUCUAGAUCUGUUUCUACAGCAAAUUCUUCACAGACUGAUGUUUGUGAACUGGUAGUUCUCUGUUUACCUGGGUCUGCCUCCUCCGCUGCCUCCUUGCUUAUUUGUUUUGCUGAUUUUACAAGAUUAGAGAAUUACCAACAGUUAAAAUUGACUUUCUACAGUCUGGAACAGGAUAACCAAUUGAUAGCCACAGAAUGUGACGGACAGUGGAAGUACCCAAUCAGAGGGUGUCACACGUCCCAGCACAACAACCAAAGACUCUCCCAUCAACAAUAAGUUGACCAAACAAUGGACCUGCCUAGAUUGCUUGUAUCAGGAAGUUGCAGAAUGAAAGAUUGCGAUUGGCCGAGAGCCACUGUCAAACCCUGGCCUUUCUCUGUGAGAUAAUGCAUUGUUUGGUUGAGACAAUUACAAUGUUAAUACCUGUAUAUUCACUAUGAACAUAAGCAUUAUUAUUAUAUAAUGAUAGACUGUAUUACACCAUGUAAAUAGCCAUAUUCAAUGUUUUAUUUAUUUAUUCAUUUAUUCAAUUGAUGAUUAUGUAUGCUCUGCUGUCUGUCUUGGGGCGCCUUGUGGGACAGUUAGAUUUCCUACUUUUUUACUAUUUGAAAAUGUU